This is a messenger RNA of Agelaius phoeniceus (red-winged blackbird), 1466 nucleotides long. RefSeq names its product coiled-coil domain containing 61 (gene CCDC61). Gene Ontology annotation, cellular component: ciliary basal body. Lineage: Eukaryota; Metazoa; Chordata; Aves; Passeriformes; Icteridae. The record is from RefSeq and is a predicted model, not a curated record.
GGCUCCCCCGAUGCGGCACGGCUGCUCCCGGUACCUGUGGGCUGAGCGGCACCGCGGGCCCGGCCACCCCCAGCUCCCCUCCCUCGGUAUCCCCCGAACAGCCCCGCCACGCCCUGGGAUCCCCGCAGGCAGCAGAGCCCCCGGCGCCAUGGCGGAGCCGCGGUACCUGCAGGCCGAGUGCGCUUUCCGGCCCGGGGCACACACGGUGCGGGUGACCCAGACCCGCAGCACCUUGCGGGUGGAGGUGGAGGCUCACGGCACCAGCGACCUGUGGAGGGGCGAGUUCGAUGCCGCCUUCAUCGAGGACCUGACCCGCAAAACGGGGAAUUUCAAGCAGUUUGGCAUUUUCUGCAGCAUGCUGGAGUCGGCACUGACACAGAGCAGCGACUCCGUCAGCCUGGAGCUGCUCACCUUCACCGACCUGGAGACCCUGCAUAGCCGGAAAGUGGGGGCAGUCACCCGGCCUUCCCCUUCCACCUCUUCACCCCUCAACAGCAAGCGCUACCUCAUCCUGGUCUACUCUGUGGAGUUCGACAGGAUCCAUUACCCGCUGCCGCUGCCCUACGCGGGCCGGCCGGACCUCGUGGCGCUGGUGCGGGAGCUGCAGGAGCAGCUGGGGCAGCUCCGGGCGCGGCGCCUGGAGGAGACCCAGCACUUGCGGGAUGCGCUGUGGCAGGCACUGGAGGAGAAGCGGGCAGCAGAGAGCCGGCACCAGCGCGAGUACCGGCAGCUGGCGGCAGAGCUGGCCCAGGCAAAGGCGUCAGAGCAGAAGCUGCAGCUGCGGGUGAAGAACUUGACAGCUGAACUGGCCUCCUGCAGGAGGGGCCGCCAGAAAUCUGCCAGCCCAGCCCCACGCGCCCAGGAGCGACGCUCAGCAUCCCUGGAGAGCCACAGGAGCAGCCGAGGCCACCCCUUGCCAAAGUCCCUGUCACCUGCAGGCUCCCGCCCACCACGCUUCGACCCCACUGCCUUUGUCAGGGCCCGGCAGCGCCGGCAGAAGGAGGCUGAGCUCAGAAACCAGCGGCGUGGAGUGGCUUCUGGCAGCAGCAGCCCGGCCAGGAGCCACAGGCGCAGCUCAUCUGCUGAAAGCUCCCGGAGCUGGCGCCAGGGAGGGAGCCCUGUCAGCAAAGCCCCCGAACCCACGCCCUGCAGGGACAGGAGAGUGACCCGUACACGGAGACCCCUGAGCACCUCACUCUGCAACAGCCCCUGUAUGGUGCCUCGCCCAGCUGCCAGCCACAAGCUGCCAGUGUGCAGGACUGCUGGCAAGCGUCCUGGUAAAGAGAACCGCUCCAAGGAGGCCUCGGCUGAGCUGGCUGAGAUUGAUGCCCGGCUGCAGGCUCUGCAGGAGUACAUGGACAGCCUCAACACCCACAUGUGACCCCUCCAGGGACACACAGCCUCUCCCUGUGUCCUCUGGAGUUUUGGUACAAGUGUCCCCCCAAAUAAACCCUUGUUUGGCCCCA